AUGCCUGAAAGCACGGCAGGGCAGGAUCCAUCCUCUCUGCGGCCGCGAUACAAUCCGAUAAUUAACGUGACCAACUCGAAUCCAGUGAUAGUAGAGGAACACCUCGAGGAUAAGAAACAUCUCUUCCUCAGCCGCCCUCUCUUCGGGGCUCUCUUAUUCGAGAACGUUGCCUCCGAUGCCCGAGAUCACUGCGCGAAUGAACGCACAUUCCUCUCCUGGCUCCGGCUAUCCAUGUACCUCGCCGUUGUCUCGAUAGCGAUCAUCAUUUCGUUCCACUUCCGCUCUCAACCAACGAGUCUUGAACGCCACAUGGCCCUUCCGCUGGGAAUUAUCUUCUGGGUUUUGAGUCUGGCGUGUCUUGUGAACGGGUUCGCGAACUAUAUCCGGACGGUAGUGAAAUAUAGUCGGAAGGCGGCCCUGGUGCAGAGUGGGUGGAAAACGCAGCUGACUUUUACUCUGCUUGGAGUGGUGAUUCUAGGCAGCUGUAUCUUGUUUAUUGCCACUGGAGCGCAGACUAGACGUUAG
This is a messenger RNA of Aspergillus thermomutatus, 525 nucleotides long. Its product is annotated as DUF202 domain-containing protein. The coding region runs from base 1 to 525 and encodes 174 amino acids. The record is from RefSeq and is a predicted model, not a curated record. The transcript is spliced from 2 exons. NCBI's taxonomy places the organism in Eukaryota, Fungi, Ascomycota, Eurotiomycetes, Eurotiales, Aspergillaceae.